CAGUCAGAUUAGUUCACUGGUUUUAUGACACUGAUACAAGAGAUACUGAUGGUGAUGUUCCUUUACACCUGGAUUUGGAUUCUGAUAUUAUGACAAGUCCUGAUCGUCAGGCUCCCUCAGUUUAAUGGCUGACUGAGAAGCUGCCCUAAAUUUAAGGAGACUGACCUGGCCAGGCAACCCCCCUCUUGCUGCUAUCCAGGACAUGGACCCUCCCAGGAUGUCUCGAAAGAUCAACGGAACCUCUGGUGGCUCCAAAAACAGCUUCAAAAACUCACCAUCAGCCCUCAAAAAGCCAAAAGAAAAAAGACAGACUAGGUACAGACUGAAGCUUCACACCCAACAGGUAAUACAGGAGGUAUCAUGAUGGAACUUGACAAUCACACUUUCAACAGUGACUUCAUUCUUUUGGGACUGUUCUCUUCUUCACAGACAGGUCUAGUCUUUUUCUCAUUGAUAUUUUUUAUUUUUAUUAUGACCAUAACAGAAAAUGCUUUCAUGAUCCUCCUAAUCCGCAGGGACCCUCGACUGCAUACCCCAAUGUACUUCCUGCUCAGCCAUCUCUCCUUCAUGGAUAUCCUGCACAUUUCCAACAUUGUGCCUAAAAUGAUCGCUGACUUUCUGUCAGGCAGCAGAACCAUUUCCUUUGCAGGCUGUGCCUUCCAGUUAUUUCUGUCCAUGACCUUGCUAGGUGGUGAGUGCCUUCUCCUGGCAGCCAUGUCUUAUGAUCGCUAUGUGGCCAUCUGCCACCCACUUCGGUACCCUGUGCUGAUGAGGGAGAACUCCAGUGGGCUCAUGGCUGCAGGAUCCUGGCUCGUGGGAAUCUCCAACUCCAUAGUCCACACAUCUUUUGCCCUCCAUUUUCCAUUCUGUCACUCUAGGGCCAUUGAUCACUUUUUCUGUGAAGUCCCUGCAAUGUUGAAGUUGUCUUGUGUAGACACAUCACACUAUGAACGAGGAGUUUAUGUGAGUGGCAUUAUAUUCCUGCUCAUUCCCUUUUCCACGAUCUCUAUAUCUUAUGUGCAAAUUCUCCUCACUGUCCUACAAAUGCAGUCAUCAGGGGCACGACAAAAGUCAUUUUCCACCUGUUCCUUCCACAUGCUUGUGGUCAUGAUGUACUAUGGGCCAACUAUUUUCACAUAUAUGAGACCUCGAUCAUACCACACUCCAGGCCAGGACAAGUUCUUGGCAGUAUUCUACACCAUCCUGACACCCAUACUCAACCCCAUCAUCUACAGCUUUAGGAAUAAAGAUGUUCUCAUGGCUGUGAAAAACAUGCUCCACAAUUGUUUUCUGAAUAAAAAAUAA
Molecule: messenger RNA, 1305 nt
Organism: Nannospalax galili (Upper Galilee mountains blind mole rat)
Lineage: Eukaryota; Metazoa; Chordata; Mammalia; Rodentia; Spalacidae
Product: olfactory receptor 2AJ1-like
Exons: 2
Coding region: 361-1305 (314 amino acids)
Biological process (GO): G protein-coupled receptor signaling pathway
Cellular component (GO): membrane
Molecular function (GO): olfactory receptor activity; G protein-coupled receptor activity
Source: RefSeq, a predicted model, not a curated record